CACCGAGGCUUGUUUGACCAUUCGUCACACAAUGCAAGCUCAAAAGUAAAAGAGAGGAAACUACAUGGGACUUGUCCUCCUGUUGGUCGUGGAACCUACGGAAAACCAUGUUUGAGUGAAAGCAGUCAGAGGUCCCCAUUUUUUAAUCCCCGGAAUGGUUUUCACACCAUACAUUCAGAGCACAGUCCUGUGAAGCCAAGGAUUAUUACAGUGGUGAAACCCGGUGGACGCACACUCAGAAGGAUAACCUUGCUUCUCAACAGGAGAUCGGUCCAGACCUUUGAACAGCUGAUGGCUGACAUUUCAGAAGCUCUGGGAUUUCCACGCUGGAAGAAUGACCGUGUGAGAAAACUUUACAAUCUGAGAGGCAAAGAAAUCCAAAGCGUUUCUGACUUCUUCAGGGAAGGCGAUGCAUUCAUAGCUAUGGGGAGGGAGCCCCUCACUUUGAAGAACCUGGAAGUGGUAUUACAAGAGCUUUAUCCUGAAAAUCCUUAUGCUGCCGGUGCUGCCGUUCAGCAGAAUGAGGAACAGUCCCAAAAACUGAAGAGCAGACUGUAUGACAAGGCUUCAAAAGUGGACAGUGGCUUUGAUGAGACAGAAAUGACCAAGAACUGCUGUGAUGGCAUGUCUCCCAAAAUGGUAGCUGGACGUGAAGGAAAAAGUCAAGCCAAGACGAAGCAAGAAGAAAAAAUGAAAACCAAGAAAAAGUGGACUAGAGAGAGCUGGGGUGGUGAGCAAGGAGUGAAGCCUUCUAGAAAAACCCGAGAAAACGAGAGGUACCUUAACCACGAGAGGAGUCUUGAGGAGGGAUUAGAAGAGAGUUCAGAGGAGGUGGUGAGAUGUGAGAAGUGUGAACAGGAAAGGCAGGCCAGACAAAAGCUGCAAAGGGAAAGGCAGGCUGAGGCCUCAUUUGAGAGCAGAGACGCAUGUCAGAGGUACCAUGUAGAAAGAAAUGCGAAAAUCAGGAAUUGCCAAAAAUCCUCAGACACUUGUCUGGAAGGUGAGGAAGUUGGUUGGAAAGAGAAUGGCUGUAGGAGGACAUGGAAGUCCCUACAUAAGAAUGUUAAUGAAGUGCUGGAGAAGCAAAAAAGGAGCAUGGAGAAGGAAAGGGAUGCGGAGAAACAUGAAAACCACAGGAAGGAAGUAGUGAAAAUCAAGAAGAACGCUGUGGAAGGGCUGCAGCUAACUCACGAAGGCAAGGAAGAGAAUGGAAGUAGCUGCAUAAUGAACCAAAGCGGUUGGCUAAAGAAAGACGCUCUGAGGGAUGCUGAGAAAGCCUCUAAAACACAUAGGGAGGGCAGAGAGGGACAAAGGGCUAAAGAGGAGGGUGCCAGGAGAGAGGGGAACAUCACGUGUAGAGAGAGUGACGUGACGCGCCGAGAGAAAACAGGGGAGCGCAGGGUGAAUAAAGAAGAGAACAAGGCUCAGGGACUGGAAAGCACGAGCCGGAGGCACGUCAUUAAAAGCAGAUCCGACGUGGAAAAACACUACGAGAUUGGCAGAACUAUUGGAGAUGGGAACUUUGCAGUGGUGAAGGAAUGUCGCCGCUGUGACUCCAAUCAGAUCUAUGCCAUGAAAAUCGUUGAUAAAUCCAAGCUGAAGGGGAAAGAGGACAUGAUGGAAAGCGAAAUUCUGAUCAUUAGGAGUCUCUCCCAUCCCAAUAUAGUAAGCUUAAUUGAAGUGUAUGAGACAGAAGCUGAGAUCUACCUAAUCUUAGAGUAUGUCCCAGGAGGGGACUUAUUUGAUGCAAUCAUAGAAAGCGUGAAGUUCACGGAGCAUGAUGCUGCUGUCAUGAUCACUGACCUGUGUGAAGCUCUGGUUUAUAUUCAUGGCAAGAACAUUGUCCACAGGGACCUCAAACCAGAGAAUCUUUUAGUUCAACAUAAUUCAGAUAAAUCUACUACACUGAAACUAGCAGAUUUUGGCCUCGCAAAGCAGGUUACGAAACCCAUAUUUACCGUGUGUGGAACACCAACGUAUGUUGCCCCCGAAAUACUUGCGGAGAAGGGCUAUGGGCUCGAAGUAGAUAUGUGGGCAGCUGGUGUGAUCCUUUACAUUCUGCUCUGCGGUUUUCCCCCUUUUCGCAGUCAGGAUCGUGAUCAAGAAGAGCUGUUUCAGAUCAUACAGCUGGGUCACUAUGAGUUCCUGUCCCCAUACUGGGACAAUAUUUCUGCAGCAGCAAAAGACCUCAUAACCAGGCUGUUGAUAGUGGAUCCCCAGAAGCGCUACACAGCACGACAAGUACUUCAGCACCCUUGGAUCAGAACAGCUGGAAAAACCAACAGCAGAAAUUUGCAGAGGGAAGUGACAAUAAAUAUUGAGCGUCAUUUCCGGGCCCAGCGCCGAAAGGAAGUUGCAGAUGAGGACACAUGAAAUCUCCUCAAGCUCAUUUAGUCUUCUUUUUAUUGAUUAACAAAUGGUUUAAGUUUUAUUUUCUAAAUGAAUUUGGCCUUUGGUGUAUAGCUGCUGCUGGCCAUUUUUGUUUUUUGAUUCUGAGAUUCUAGAGAAGGACAGAUCAAAUUCGCAUCCGUGUCCCUCUGAUGUUCCUUGAGAGUCUCUCUGUUGACAGCACAGGGGACUAGAUGUUUCCUGGAGGGUACCUAUUAUUUUUGUUUAAAUACUGAUUUGGGCUAUUACAUUACAAAAUGUAUACCUUUUUAGAUGACAAAUAAUUUGCUUAUGUGGCUGACAUGAGUGACAGCUGUGAAAUGCUUUCUCUUGUCUCUUUUUGUAUGAUACCUUCCAGGAGUUUUCUGUUUAUAGUGUUUUCAAAAUUGCUGUCUCCAUACACAUCCUGCACUAAUUCUCUAAACUGUCUUUUCACCAAUUAUAGCUAGUAAUGGAGAAGGUGAAGGAAUAAAAAAGAGUAAAUAUAUUCUUUAGCUGUAGGAUAUGCUAAAUAAGAAGGAAGAUACUAUUUAUUAGGUUGUGAGGUAAGAAAAAUCCUUAUAGACUAAAUCAGAUAUUUUAUGAUAUCUCCCUUGACAACAUCUUUUAUUGGAUGCUCUUGGCAGUAGACUGUACAAUGUUUCUGUUAAACUAUGGCAGUGCUGUAUAAUAGUAGUUUCAUUUAUUUAUGAGAAGAAGUGGGAAGAUAUCAUGGCUGAUAUGUUUUCAAGACUACUAAUAACUUUCAAAGUGCUUUUACUUCCUACUCUGGGAGGUAGGAAGCUAAGCAAUUCUAGGGAACUUUGGUUCUUUUCCCAAAAGUGUAGUUAUGGAAUGAUAACUCAAGUGUUUUUUUCAUACUGCUUUUUUUUUUUUUUUUUU
Molecule: messenger RNA, 3270 nt
Organism: Calidris pugnax (ruff)
Lineage: Eukaryota; Metazoa; Chordata; Aves; Charadriiformes; Scolopacidae
Gene: DCLK3
Product: doublecortin like kinase 3
Exons: 4
Coding region: 292-2373 (693 amino acids)
Biological process (GO): protein phosphorylation; intracellular signal transduction
Molecular function (GO): ATP binding; protein kinase activity
Source: RefSeq, a predicted model, not a curated record